This is a messenger RNA of Fragaria vesca subsp. vesca, 2121 nucleotides long. Its product is annotated as ammonium transporter 2-like. NCBI's taxonomy places the organism in Eukaryota, Viridiplantae, Streptophyta, Magnoliopsida, Rosales, Rosaceae. The record is from RefSeq and is a predicted model, not a curated record. Gene Ontology annotation, biological process: ammonium transmembrane transport. Gene Ontology annotation, cellular component: plasma membrane. The transcript is spliced from 3 exons. Bases 1 to 1461 code for a protein of 486 amino acids. Gene Ontology annotation, molecular function: ammonium channel activity.
AUGGCGACCAAUCCUAGUAGUUUUGCCUACAGUGAUGUCUCCCCAGCAGUGCCAAACUGGCUAAACAAAGGUGACAACGCAUGGCAGCUCACGGCAGCCACCUUGGUAGGGCUGCAGAGCAUGCCGGGCCUCAUCAUACUCUAUGCAAGCAUAGUUAAGAAGAAAUGGGCAGUCAACUCCGCCUUCAUGGCCCUCUACGCCUUCGCCGCCGUCCUCAUUUGUUGGGUGCUUGUCGGCUACCGCAUGGCCUUUGGAGACGAGCUCCUUCCAUUUUGGGGUAAGGGAGCUCCUGCCUUAGGGCAGAAGUUUUUGAUCCACCGAGCCAAGGUGCCGGAGAGCAAGCAUUUACCGAGCGAGAUGGUCGAGCCGUUUUACCCUAUGGCGACGCUUGUGUACUUUCAGUUCACUUUUGCUGCCAUCACGUUGAUUUUGUUAGCUGGGUCAGUUCUUGGGCGCAUGAACAUCAAGGCUUGGAUGGCUUUUGUUCCACUUUGGCUUAUCUUUUCUUACACUGUUGGAGCCUUUAGUCUCUGGGGUGGAGGGUUCCUCUAUCAUUGGGGUGUCAUUGACUACUCCGGUGGUUAUGUCAUCCACCUCUCCUCCGGCAUCGCCGGUUUCACGGCGGCUUAUUGGGUUGGUCCAAGGUUGAAGAGUGAUAGGGAGAGGUUUCCACCAAACAACGUUUUGCUUAUGCUUGCCGGAGCCGGGCUACUAUGGAUGGGAUGGUCAGGUUUCAACGGCGGAGCACCAUAUGCAGCAAACAUCAACGCUUCAAUUGCGGUGUUGAACACAAACAUAUGUGCCGCCACGAGUCUUCUUGUGUGGACUUCUCUAGAUGUCAUGUUCUUCGGAAAGCCAUCGGUGAUCGGAGCCGUCCAGGGAAUGAUGACGGGGCUCGUGUGCAUUACGCCGGGAGCAGGAUUAGUUCAAGCGUGGGCGGCUAUAAUAAUGGGAAUUGCUUCUGGAAGCGUUCCAUGGGUGACCAUGAUGGUUCUUCAUAAAAAGUCUUCCCUGUUACAAAAGGUAGAUGAUACUCUAGGGGCAUUUCAUACACACGCAGUGGCCGGACUCCUAGGGGGCCUCCUCACCGGACUCUUUGCCGAGCCAGCUCUCUGCAGGCUCAUACUGCCGGUUAGCAAUAGUCGGGGUGCCUUCUACGGUGGAAAUGGCGGAGUCCAAUUUCUGAAACAAAUUGUGGCUGCCUUGUUUGUGAUUGCUUGGAACGUAGUCUCGACCACAAUUAUUCUUCUGGGUAUAAGAUGCUUCAUACCUUUGAGAAUGCCUGAUGAACAGCUUUUGAUCGGAGAUGAUGCAGUUCAUGGAGAAGAGGCCUAUGCUCUUUGGGGUGAUGGAGAAAAAUAUGAUCCAACAAAGCAUGGCUGGAAUACAUCUGUUUAUGGUGAAGAACUGGCACCGUCUCCAUAUAUCAAUGGGGCAAGAGGUGUCACCAUUAAUUUGUAAGCCAUAUGUGAUCACAGGCUGCCACUUCUGCCCAUGUUCACAUAUGAAUAGUACCUGUAAGUAGAAAUUUUGGAUAAAUGCUGGUGAAAUGCAAUGUUGUUAUCGUGUUUGGUGUAAACUGUAUCUUGCUGAUGUAAGCUAAAAUGGAUCCAGAAUUAGACUAAGGAGACCAAGAUCGUCAUCUGACCUCGACUAACAAGACAUAACCUUACAAAAAUCUGACUACUAGUGUUUCAAUCAUCCUCCAAAGUCCAGAAUUCAUAAAAAAUGGUAGUGUGAGACACACGGUAAACCCCACCUGAGUCACCAACUUACAGUCACACUCAAACCCAACAAACCUUAUCAUCACAAUAUGCUUUCUCCAAUAUUCAACACCAUCCUGGAUCUCUUUAUCCACAACCGACUAUUGAAUAUUGUUUCCACCAGGCCACAAGUCCCUGAUGGCUGAAGGUAACACCAAGCUUUAAUAAUGGGAGAUUAUGGAAUUACAGAAGGACCCAUGAAUUGAAAUAGAUCGACAAGGGUGAGUAUGAAAGAUGAACUGCUCACAAGCCUAAUACAAAUCCAAGAUGUACCAAUUUCCAUCCAUUCUUAUGCAGAUGCUCCUAUACGAUGAUAGCUAACUUUACCACAUAAUCUAUGUUCCAUGACGAAUCUCGU